GUAUGUUUGAGCUACAAAACUACCAUGACUAGAUCAGGAAGUAUGAAAUACCCUGGGCGGCAUGUUCAGACACCAAAACACUUCACUUAUAGCUUAUAACUUCAUUUUACGCUCAACACCACUAAUACCGUAAGGCCCUCGAUAACAGGAAAACAAUUCACCGCACUGAUAUUCGAGCUCAUUGUUACGUCGCUCAAGUCCUUUCACCUCUUUGUCGAAUCGCGUGCCUUUGUUCCUUGUUCAACUCUAUAUCACAUCUCACCCACACGAUCACUGUACCGCAACCUCAAUCAACCAGUUUUGUUUUAUUCACUUAACAUUGUUUCUGCCUAAUUCGAGCAAUGUCACAAAACAACAACUUUCACUAUCCGCAAAGGCAUAGCGCGUCAGCCCCUGACUCUCCGAUACAGUAUGAAGGUCAUCGUGACUACCAGACUAAGAGGCCUAGAAAGAGGCGCAGAGCAGAAGAAGAUGCCGACGCUGCAUACAACUCCGAGAGAGAACGAGAGCGAGCCUGCAAAGUGCGCGUCACGGCAGAAAUGCGAGAGCGCGAGAAUGCUCGGUAUGGAGUUAUCCCCGCAGCGGGAAGACAGGCUGUGAGGCGAACAGAAGCGUACUUGAGGACUGUGACUAGUGCAGUCUGGGAACAAUUGGCUUUGUUGUAUCGAGAGACUCAGCUGGACUUGGAGCAGUGGGCAGCGGAGUAUAGAGAGGAGGAAGAAAGAGCCAGACAAGAACGAGAUGGUGAGAGGAAAGCUCGAGAACGUGCACGAUACCAGGCCACGGUGGAAGAAGCUGAUGAUACCGAAGAAGAACAAGCCGAAAUGCCAGAAGAGGACAAUGGCGAGGCGCCUAAUGAGACGACGGGUUUCAACAGUACCAACGAUUCAAACACAGACACUUCCCACCCCAAACCAUUCGAGCCCUUACCCAAGCCAGCUCCAACACUUCUCCCACCACACUUAAUUCCCGCUCGCGUGCCUCCCGUUUCAGCAAACGGCAGGUUAUUCAAAGGCAUUUCAGACACGCGACCAAAGUACACACUACGCGUACAGGAACUACAAAAGUCGUCAUCACCAUCACGACGGAAACAAAAGACAAAACCUACUAUGCAAAAAGGAACACCAUCCAGACCCUCAUAUAGCAGCACGGAUCAGCAUCUUGCAACACCGCCGAAAAAGUCGGGCGUACGUGAUCAUCGCUCCCCCUCAACACAGCAAAGUCCCAGCGACCUAGUCAUUGAGAAAAUCUUAGGCCGGCGUACCACUCGUACAUCAAGAGCGGGAUUAUCUUCUCUACCAGUCACUCGACCAGCGCUGACAUCUAAAUCAACUCCACCACCUUCGAGACCGAAAACACAGCCCAAUCCAGCACCGCCAUCAAAACCCCCUCCAUCUUCCAAACCGCAGCCAACACUAAAACUCCGUCGUCAAGGUGCUAAAGCGCAGAAUGCACCACAGCAGCAAACGCAAUUUAGUGGACCAUCCCGUCCGUCCAACUUUCCAAAGGGAGCUCAGGAGUCUGGAAGAGUGACGCACGACAGGAGUCGCGAUGUACUGGAUGGACUGGUGCUGGUGGAAUAUAAGCACUCUCGCACAUCUCGUGUAGAGCAGAAUGAAGAGUUUAUGAGUAGUGGUGGGCUUGGGGGUAGUGGGUAGGUUAGGAGUAAUCAGGAGAAGCAGGACUCGAGCUUAUUAUAAAGAAGGAUUUAUAUCAAGACAAGAUUCACCACAGAUAUCCAGAUUAAAUGGCCAAGCAGAAUGAACGCGGAAUGUCUAGUAUUAAGUAUAAUAUGUACCUUGCUGUAUGCAAGCUCUAAU
This is a messenger RNA of Cucurbitaria berberidis CBS 394.84, 1820 nucleotides long. RefSeq lists its product as uncharacterized. Lineage: Eukaryota; Fungi; Ascomycota; Dothideomycetes; Pleosporales; Cucurbitariaceae. The record is from RefSeq and is a predicted model, not a curated record. Bases 342 to 1658 code for a protein of 438 amino acids. The transcript is spliced from 2 exons.